This is a messenger RNA of Eucalyptus grandis, 2146 nucleotides long. Its product is annotated as protease Do-like 10, mitochondrial. The record is from RefSeq and is a predicted model, not a curated record. Bases 138 to 1742 code for a protein of 534 amino acids. Lineage: Eukaryota; Viridiplantae; Streptophyta; Magnoliopsida; Myrtales; Myrtaceae. Gene Ontology annotation, biological process: proteolysis. The transcript has 8 exons. Gene Ontology annotation, molecular function: protein binding; serine-type endopeptidase activity.
AACCCUUGUUCAACCUUUGACAAAAAAGAAGAAGAAGAAGAAGAAAAAACGCGACUUCCAUGGAUGUAAAGCCUUAUGCUUGCGCCCGCUAAACCCUCCAUCUUCGGCGCAGCUGGUAAUUUCUGGACCUGUUGAAGAUGGCUCCCCAAUUUCUAAUACCACCUAUGCCCAACGGCGAUCCUUACUAUCGGAGGAACUCCUUACCUUUUCCUUCCCUUCCCAAAGAUCAUGAUUUCCCAUUUAGUGUCGCCUCCGCUUCCAGUCCCAAUUUGGGUCGGAUUCCUCCCUCGCGCGCCCUCUCGAGCAUCUCCCGUGGAGACGAGAGCGCCCCAACUUCGGAGAUAGAAACAGCAUUAGACUCGGUGGUCAAGAUUUUCACCGUCUUCAGCAGCCCCGACUACGUACUUCCCUGGCAGAACAAGCCCCCUCGCCAGGCUUGGGGUUCUGGAUUUGCCAUUCCUGGGAAAAGAAUUAUCACCAGCGCUCAUGUAGUUGCAGAGCAUACGUUCAUUCAAGUUACAAAGCCUGGGUUGGCUACCAAGUAUAAGGCCCGUGUCCUUUCUGCUGGUCAUGAAUGUGACUUGGCCAUUCUAGAGGUGGACGGUGAAGAGUUCUGGGCGGGCAUGCGUUUCUUGGAGCUUGGAGGCAUUCCGUUCCUACAAGAUGAAAUAACUGUGGUUGGGUAUCCUCAAGGUGGGGACAAUAUUUCCAUGACCAAAGGCAUUGUCUCCAGAGUUGAGCCUACUCAAUAUGUGCAUGGUGCGACUCAACUUCUUGCAAUCCAACUUGAGGCAGCUAUAAAGCCGGGAUAUAGUGGGGGCCCUGCUCUCAUCGGUGGUAAAGUUGUUGGUGUAGCUUUCCAGAGCCAAACCGGUUCUGAGAAUAUUGGAUACAUAGUUCCGGUUCCAGUAAUCGAACGCUUCAUAUCUGGUGUUGACGAAAGUGGAAAAUACACAGGAUUUUGCUCCCUUGGCUUGUCAUGCCAGCCAAUUGAAAAUUCUCAUCUGAGAGACUACUUCGGGAUGCGUCCAGAAAUGACUGGAGUUCUUGUAAGCAGCAUCAACCUUCUUUCAGAUGCUUAUAGGUUCCUCGAGAAGGAUGAUAUAAUCCUUGAAUUUGAUGGCGUGCCUGUGGCAAAUGACGGAACAGUUACUUUCCGGCACAGAGAGCGCGUUAACUUUGAUCAUUUGGCAUCCAUGAAGAAGCCCAAUGAAGUGGCCUUAAUCAAAGUUCUUCGGAAGGAAAUAGAGUGUAAAGUCAACAUAACCCUCCGACCAUUGCAACCUUUAGUUCCAGUACAUCAGUUUGACAAGCAUCCAAGUUAUUUCAUUUUUGGGGGUCUGAUAUUCACUUCACUCACCCAACCCUACCUUCACGAAUAUGCUGACCGGUAUAGCAUGUUGCCUCGGCGGUUGUGGCAACUUGCACUGGAGGAACUUCCAAGAAAUGCUGGCCAAGAAAUCGUUAUUAUUUCGAUGGUCCUGAUGGAUGACAUCACUGAGGGGUAUGGAAAUCUUGCAGCAUUACAGGUGAGGAAGGUCAAUGAAAUUGAAAUUCAAAAUUUGAGGCAUUUGUACGAGCUUGUGGAGCAUUGCACUGCCCCAAGCAUACGAUUUGAUUUGGACGAGGAAAGGGUAAUUGUACUCAAGUAUAGUGAGGCGAAAACUGCCACCUCUACAAUUCGGGCGCGUUAUAAUAUACCCUCCAUUGCGUCGGCUGAUCUCAUUGUGUCAGCUGCGUAGGCUGAUCUCAUUGCGUCGGCUGAUUUCAUUGAUAAAAAAGCAAGGAAGACUAGACCGAAGCCUAAAGCCAGAUUUGGUGUAUCAUAAGAGCUUUGCCUUUUCUAUGGAUUCUGAUUCACUUAUUGUUCUACUUGAUGUGUGAUGAGUUAGUCAAUAAUUAAUAAAGUGGAAACUGUUCUAGCGAAGGACGUCGGCUGAGGGGGAGGAGGAAUUGUGGUUUUGCGACUGGCCGGAGAGGAGAGUGUCGAAUUAUUGGAAUUGGUGGCGGACGGAGAGUGAAGGUGGAUCUUUACAUUGAAACCGAAGGUAAACUGACUUGUUAUGGAUGACACACAAAGUGAUUAUAUUCUUAUAUACUUUUGGCAGUGAACUUGUUCAGAUUCCUAUGUUUUUCUUCAUGCUUC